AUGACAGACGAAGGAACCCGCGUCGCCAAUGGCCAACACACUGUUCCUGCUGGAAUUGCUGUUGAAACCUUUGCCGACAAUUUCAAGGGAAAGCUUGCCAAGAUUACGCCGGCAGCCGUCUCCGAAUUGCUACAUUCCAAGGAUGCUAUGGGCGCAUACAGAACGCUGAUUGGGAAGGCAGCCUUGGAGACGACUGACACCUUCUCUGUACCUAAUCUCGUCGACAUAGUUAAAGAAUGUCAACCAAAGUUUCAAGAGAAAGGAGUAACUGUGGCGUUAUGUCUGUUGGAAUCCGACAUCGGAAAUUUUCGUUGGUUUUGGUUUGAGUUCAUUGACCAUGCCCUCUUUCCAAGUGGAACCUACAAUCCAGAAUAUGAUAUCAGCAAUUACCAAGUUGUCUUGGAUGGUGUCCAUGGCAUUCCGCCCGGAGUUGCCGUCGAGAAACUUUCGGAUUGGUCUUCCUCCCACCUUGUCAAGAAUUGUCCCCUUGAAGUCCAGGCUAUAUUAGAAUCCAAACUCCUAACCAGUGAAUAUGACCGCAUGGUCAAAACGCUGAAGGAAUCCAUAAAGACACGAACUUCAAUUGGCUCCUGGCGAACGACAGUAAUUGCCGAGAUUUUGAAAGAGUUCCAACCAGUCUUUGAGUCCAGGGGGGUUGAAGUGGUGGUUUGUAAGGCAGUACAAGGAUGGGAUGAGUACAAGUGGUUGGAAUUCAUCGAUAUCGAAGUAGCACCCCAGCAUUACUUCCCAAAAUACGCUGUUGAUAAAAACUAUCAGAGCGAACGCUUGUCCAAGCGAAAUAUUUCCAUGGGUAGCAGUUUCUUUGGUGGCGAAGAUGUGGCUACCGAGGCGUUGGUGACAGAUGGAGUCAUCAAGGUAGCCUCGGAUUGCCCUGAUGAUGUGGCCGUACUACUUGAAGAAAAGGGAAUUUCGGAUACGGAGUAUGACCUUUUGGACUCGGCCAUUUCCCAUAGCAAGUCCAUGCGGAACUUUGUCGAAGUUUGGAGACUUGUCGAGCAAAAAGUUGUUGAAUUCCCUCCCAUUCAACAACUGCGCGAUACCUUCCUGGCAAAAGGAGUGAAACUCAUACUUUGCGAAAGUAUUGGCAAGUUUGGAAAGAUGUAUUGGCUCGAAUACGUAGACACCGAAGCUUCCCCUGAUUACACGACACCCUAUGACAGUGGCUUGGCCGGUGACUUCGAUGCACAGGGGCAAGUGUACGGAGAGGCUACAGGUGCCGCGAAUGGCUGGCUGAAGGUUCCAGAGGGAGUCUAUGUAGAAGGAUUGAAUGGGGUGAAGAAACUGACGGAUGAAUGUCCUCCGAAGGUUCGAGACUUUUUGACCCGCAAAGGUUUGUCAGCAACCUACGAUCAAUUUAUCGAGGCCAUCGUCAAAUCCAAGAAAACCCGCAACUGGGCACGAUCAUGGCGAACUGCGGAGAUUCAAAAUGUUUUGAAUGAUUUCCAAGAACUCUUCCUUUCAAAUGGCGUCAAAUUGGUCUUGUGCAAGAUCAUUCCCGAUGGAGGGUUGGCGUAUAGAUGGUUUGAAUUCAUUGAUCUAUCUGUGGCUGAGAGGUACGUGCCACAGUUUGACUUUGACAACGAAGGGCCUUCUGAUCUGGAAACACUUCAAACGACGCUGAAGUUUCCAAAUGGAGUUGCGGUGGAAAAACUGACAGACUACAAGUCACUGAUGGAGCAUAUCCUAGAGCCAGUAACCGAAAUGAUGGAGAAAAAGAAUUGCAUGGAUCUCUACGUCGCCUUGGUCGAAAUCUUGUGCCGUGGAGGAGAUGAAAACGAAAAGAAAGUAGGUUGGAGCGACCACCACAUGAGAGAGGUCGUGAAUGUUCUUGGUCCGAGAUUUGAGUCCAAAGGAGUAUCCAUGUUUCUUUCCGCCAAGGUAGAAAAGGUGACGAAGGAUGGCAAGGAAGUGGAAACGCCAAUCCAGUGGAUCGAGUUUGUGGAUCGGGAUGUUCAACCCAACUAUGUGGCUCAGCGAGGGGUAGAUAUGAAGAAAGUCCCCACACAUGGAAUGAAUGCCGAUGAAAUCAUUGCCUUGUCAGUCUUUUGCACCGUUCAAGCAGUCACAAUCGCAGGCAUGAUUCUCGGCGAGACUUCUUAA
Cylindrotheca closterium is the source of this 2121-nucleotide messenger RNA. NCBI's taxonomy places the organism in Eukaryota, Bacillariophyta, Bacillariophyceae, Bacillariales, Bacillariaceae. The record is from the annotation of a GenBank genome assembly.